GUCAUAGUUAACGUAACGGAAACGUGAACCUGUGAAAUAAUUUACGUGAGUUUGGGUGCGCGUUUGGCAUUAGAAAGCGUAACAACAUUAACAUCAUUUGUCAAUAAACAACAAAAACAACAGCAACAGCUUCCAUCACAGGAAGACCACAAAGCAUGACCUCAGUGAAACCAUAAAAAUCAAGCUGAAAAAGAAUAUCAAACAACAACAACAACAACAUCACCAGUGACGUGGUGAAAAUAGCAAUCAACACAAAUAACAACAACAACGACAACGUCGACACCAUAAUCGAACGCUUAAAUUGAAAACGGAAGAGUGGCAACCUUUUCAGUUUCCGUUUCCUUUCUUUGAUUUGUUCAACAUAACCUAGCAGAAAAAACCUCAACAAACAAACUAAACCAAACACAUCGUUAUCUCCCCCAACCUACCCUCCCCUCUCCACCGCAACACAUCUUCCCACCCACAUCUUCUGCGGCAAACAGCAUUUAUUUUCGGAAAUUCCUUUGGCUUCUCGUUUGUUUGCUUAGUAGCCUUGGGACGAGGACACUUGGGAACGCAUUCUAACGCGUUGGCGCGUAUCUAAAGCGUAGCGUAGCCCAAUGUACCAUCGUCGAGGGUGUGUUCCAACCAAAACGUGACACAUGGCUAUGUACUAUUAUGCAAGUAAGAUAUCAGCAAUUGCCUGUGGUACACGUUGUCGACAGAGUGUUUUACAAAAAUCUCGCGGUCAGCGGGAUCGCGAUAAACACCAACAACACCAUCGUCACAGCCAACGUCACAAGUCUCGGCAUUGUGGCCAGAAUUCUUGCCAGGGUUCACCGAAUUGUAGCAGCAGCAGUGAGGGUGGUUGUGGUCUGGCCAGUGGCAGUCGAACACCUGGUGAUUGUACCACCGACACCGAUGACGAAUUGGACAAUGGGGUCGAUGGCGGCGGCAUUUGCAUACGCAUGCACAAACGCAAUCAUGAUAACGAUGGAUAUGGUGGUGGUGGUGGUAGCGGCAGUGGCCGCAUUUAUGUCACUAUUACAAAUGAUCCUGGCACGACGGAAACAUCGGUGUCCACAUUGGUGGCCAUGGGCAGUGGUGGUGGCGGUGUGGUCAACGAUACGGCAGCUGGGGGCAGCAUGGAUGGUGUGCGAUAUAGAAGACGUUUUAGCGAACAACUGGAUAUGUACGAUAUUGAGCUUGGGUUUCAAAAAUUUGAGGUUUCCUCCUCAGCGAAUACCACAAAGAACUCCAUUACUGGUGGCUAUGGCUUUGGCUAUCACAACAUGGCCUCUGGAAAUGAUUUAGUACAGUAUGAUGUACCCAGAAAUAGCUACAAACGUAGUCAUGGUGAUGUCAAUUUUGAGAGCUCUGUUCUUGGUUCCGGUGGUAUAAUGUAUAUAAACGGUAGAAUAGUUUCUGGUCCAUUGGAAUCACUGAUAGAUGUAUUAGUACCCAAAAAUAUUAAUGAUUUAGAUAAGGAAUUUAUAUUUUCAUUUUUACUAUCGUCACGCCUAUAUUUACGUCCCCACGAACUGCUGGGCAAACUUCUAUCCUCAGUACCUGAUAGUGAAUCAUUAGAAUCGUUGGUAGCAUUAUUAGCUGAAUGGACAAAUAAGUUUCCCUACGAUUAUCGAGAUGAGCGCAUGAUGAGUCAUGUUAAACAUAUCGUUGCCAGAUGUUCCAAUACACGUUUAGAAGCCAUUGUUUCGGAAAUAUUGAGUGCCUUGUUAAAACGUUUGACUGAUUUGGAAAACCAUGAAGAAGAAUUGAGAGCAUGCCAAACAACUAAUACCAGCACAGCUGCCGAUAAGUCUGAUUCGAAUCUAUUUAGCUGUCCCACUUCUACCCAAUAUGCCCAGAUUUUGUGCCGCAUUGAAAAGAAGCUAGCCAAACAUAUUGGACCCGAAGAGUUUGUGCAAUGCAGCAGUAAUGUUCUGUUGGAUAAACAGAAAAAAUGGGACCAACCAUCAUCGUCCGGUGGACCACCAGGUGCUCAAGAUCCCAAAAAGACAUGCAAUUUGGAGACAUAUCUUGAUUGGUCAGCACGUUUGCGACUGUUUGUGUGCAACGAAAUAUUACAGUGCAGUGGCAUUCACGAACGCAGUAAAUGUGUUGAACUGUGGAGUGGUGUGGCCCAAUAUUGCCUCUUGGUGGGAAAUUACAAUAGCGCCACAGCCAUUUUGGAAACACUGGAAUCACCGGCAAUAGCACGUCUGAAAAUAACGUGGAGUAAGUUACAAGUGACAUGUCAGCAAUUAGAUUGCAUGCAACGUCAUGCCGAGGGCCAUGGAAAUUUGUGGCACAAGCAGGCCAUAGUCCUAAAUGAGAAUCAUCACUAUCAGCAUCAACUUCAGCAACAGCAGCAGCUGCAUCAGCAACAAAAGACUGAAACCCAUUUAACUUCUUCAGUAUUAUCAUCAUCAUCGGCUUUGUCAGCAACGGCAGCAGUACUGGGGACAACAAUUGCAAAUCCAGCCAUCCUCUCCACCUCAUCAUCGGCGGCAACGACUGUAACAGCAUUAACGGACACAACAAUGACUACCACCACAACGGCGGAUGUGGAAGUUGAUGCCGAAGCGGAAACAUCAUCGGCGGUGUUAAGUGCGGUCUCCCAUGAUGGAUCGACAACAGCUCCACCCUCGUCGUGUGGCUCGUCACUAAUAAAGACUCCCAUCAGCAGUAAUGUGACAACGAUGCUCGGCUCCUCGCCUGUUGAUGUGGAGCUGUGUGGCACAAAAAAACCUUUGACAUCGACAGCGACAAACUCAACUGCCACCCAAUUGCCAACGGCAUCACUUGCAUUUAAUCAUCACCUCCCCUGUAGCGUCUCGGCCAACAAUCUACCCACAUCUGCAUCCUUGGCGACAGCGUCAGUUACACAUCCGAAGGUUUCGAAUAGUUUGUCAUCAUCCUCGCCCUCAUCGUCGUCGGCAGCAACAGCUACAGCAACAUCAAAGGCAACAACGCAACCGAAGAAACCGAACGAUUGGGUUGUAAUUCCGGUGUUUGCGGAUAUUGUUAAAUUAGCAUUGGCAGGACGUGAAGACUGUUUACAACGUUUACCAAAUGGCCACAUAAAUAUAAAUGCUUUCGAUCGUAUGGCUGCCAUCGUCGGGGCUUUUACCAAACACAUGCAAUCGGUUAAAACAACAGAUGCUCCACAAACCACCGCAACCAUUGGCAGUAGCAGUACCGACAACAACAACAGGGUAUCCGGUGCUACCAUUGCGCCACAGGUAACAUCUGCAAUGGUCUCCGCCAGCGCCAACAACACAGCCUCCACAUCCACCGCAUCCGCCUGCACAGCAUCAUCGUCGUCCUCGUCAUCGUCGACACCGGCAACAGGAGGUGAAUAUGAGAUGUUUUGUCGCCAUAUGCAGAAAAUUACGCGACUUAGUGAAAAUGAUUUGUUGACCGACCCCUCCUCACCUCCCUGCAGUAUGAAAAUAUCAAUUACCCCCCACACUUCCAUUCUGGACAGAUUGUCGAAUAUUUUGAAUGGACAAGAAUAAUUGGCCCUUUGUGUUGCAGUCGUUUUGACCCAAUUUGAAACGUUCGAUUGAUGCCGACCAUUUAAAAUUUUUUUCUGAAAUAUUUUUGUACAGCUUGGCCAUAGAUAAUAUGAUGAGAAGGACUAAUAACAGCCCAUUUAAUAUUAAAUAUUACAAUCUAAUGUUGGACAUUCACAGGAAUCUUUGUCUGUUCG
This is a messenger RNA of Musca domestica (house fly), 3694 nucleotides long. RefSeq lists its product as uncharacterized. The record is from RefSeq and is a predicted model, not a curated record. Gene Ontology annotation, biological process: positive regulation of GTPase activity; Ras protein signal transduction. Gene Ontology annotation, cellular component: plasma membrane. The transcript has 11 exons. Lineage: Eukaryota; Metazoa; Arthropoda; Insecta; Diptera; Muscidae. Bases 642 to 3500 code for a protein of 952 amino acids. Gene Ontology annotation, molecular function: guanyl-nucleotide exchange factor activity.